CAUUGAUUAAUACAUUGUUUUCGAUCUAUCCUGCUUAACAGAAGCACGUGUGUGAAACAGUUCACCCGGUGCAUAUUUUACCGACUCGUGACAUUGAACGGACCCGGUCCCAUACAUUAUUCAAGCCGUGUGCAAACUGGUGCCGCUUCAUAGCCAAGGCACACCAAAAAAGGUCAAGGCUGUGUUCCAGUUUUCACCUUUUUUUUUUUGCUUACUAUUUUAUCAAAACAUGCGAUCGAGCAGUGAAGUAGUUAAACAAGGUUUGGAUGUGAUAAUGCCGCUGGCAAAACACAUGUUGGCGGGAAACACAACUUUUGGGUGCACUUUAAUGGAUUAGACAUAAGACGGGCCUCAGACAUUUGACAGAUGGAAAGGGACCGAUUAAGCCCCCCAAAAAAAAAAAGAUAAUCCCCUGGUGUUGCUUAAAUAUUUGAAACAAAAAAAUGCAAUAAAAAAACGCGAUUGUUAAAAUGUGCCGGGACACAGCAUAGCCCGCGCAAUACAAAACCGCUACGAAAGAUAAUCAAAACAAAACAUAAAACAACCAACAUUUGACACACACACGCGCGUACAUACACCAUAUAUUCAAUGACAGUUUUUUUCUUGCUUUCUUGACGUGUUGUUUCAAUGAGCUUGUGUUGGUUUCGUUGUUUUGUGCGAGAGACCGCGUACCGCGAGAGUUUCAGAAUGCACUAACACUAUUACAUUUUCCGCUGUGUUGACAGUUAGCAUUUUGGCUUGUUUAUUGGAUGCUGUUCUAAUGCAGAGUGGAUUAAAAAAUGAGUUAUGUUUUUCACUACAUUGGAACAAUUGUAUUAUCACAAUUAUGCCAUUUUAUGGAAUAAUAUACCGGUAACAUUACAACAUUACAAGCGAUGUAAACAAUGCAUUCCGUGCUCACGCACACACACUUGCAAACGAACGUUAAUUCGUUCGCUCUCGCUCUUCAUUUUGCGCCUGCUCUCUACAAACGCGGUUGGUCGCGCAGCACCUUCGAAAGCCCAGAGUGUUGCUGGGGAGUGUUGUCUGGUUCAUAUCGCCCAGAGCAAACGGGAAAACUAAGAUGGCUGUCUGUGCUGUGUGAAGUGCGAUUCCGUGGCCCCAGUGAGAAAUGGAGCAGUGUGUUUCAUAGAAUUGGCAAAAACCCGUUUCCUACAUUAACCAUAGUGGGAAGAACGAAAAUCGUCCUUCGAUAAAACACAAAUCGAAGUACAAAUUGUGCUUUUAUUCUGCCCACAUAAAAAAAACUCCAGCAAACGGCGGGGCACACCGUCAAGUGUACAGCAAAGCUACGCAAUCCGGAACGCCGUUGUUGUUCGUCGUCAUCGAAGGCAGAGGCAGAAACGCUGUUCUCCGGAACGAAGGCUUGAACAGAUCGCGGAUUUCUUGUACUAUGUCCAAUCUGUACGCCAAAAUAUCGCAACGCCCAAUGAAGAGAAAUGAGGAGCAAAUUUUUUCCGUCUUUCCGUACCACAACAUUGAGAUGUUCAAUGUGUUGGCCCCGUUCCAUCAGAACAGUGCUGGUGCUGGUGCCGGUGUUGCUGCCACCACUGCGGGUGGUCAAAACGUGCGGCUAGAGAAUAUGCAGGUGACGCAACCCUGCAGUGGACCGUCCUCGCCAACCAUUGCAUCGCCCGGUGCCCUUAGCUCCACCUCGUUCUGUUUGACCGGUGGUGGUGGCGGAAUCGGUAGCGGUGGCAUCGGCAGCAUCGGAUGCAGCGUGAUCUCCAGCACUACGGCAGCCGAUACGGCGGAUCCGAACUGGCAGGCCAACAAAUCGACCGUACGCGAACGCAAUGCCGCCAUGUUCAACAAUGAUCUGAUGGCUGACAUCCGGUUCAUCGUCGGUUCUGACGAACAAGUGCAAACGAUUCCAGCCCACAAGUAUGUACUAGCGACGGGAAGUUCCGUUUUCUACGCCAUGUUCUAUGGUGGGUUGGCCGAGAAUAAGCAGGAAAUCAAGGUACCGGAUGUGGAGCCGGGUGCGUUCCUAACGAUGCUGAAGUAUCUGUACUGUGAUGAGAUUCAGCUUGAAGCGGACAACGUGCUGGCGACGUUGUACGUCGCAAAGAAGUACAUCGUACCACAUCUGGCACGGGCGUGCGUCAACUAUCUGGAAACUAGUCUCACGGCGAAAAACGCCUGUCUGCUGUUGAGCCAGUCGCGCUUGUUCGAAGAGCCGGAGCUGAUGCAGCGCUGCUGGGAGGUGAUCGAUGCGCAGGCGGAAAUGGCCAUCAAGUCGGACGGUUUUGUCGACAUCGAUUUAAAAACGUUCGAAACGAUACUCGCGCGCGAAACGCUCAACUGCAAGGAGAUACAUCUGUUCGAAGCCGCUCUCAGCUGGGCACAUGGUGCCUGUACCAAAAUGGACAUCGAACCGACCUCGUCCAACAAGCGACAACUGCUCGGCCAAGCCCUGUACCUGAUACGCAUCCCGACGAUGACGCUCGAGGAGUUUGCCAACCGGGUGGCGCAGCUUGGCAUACUCACGAACCAGGAGACAAUCGACAUUUUCCUUAACUUUACCGCCAAGAACAAACCGAAGCUUACGUUCCCGGUGAAGGCACGGGCCGGGCUAAAGACACAGGUGUGCCAUCGGUUUGCGUCCUGUGCGUACCGUAGCAACCAGUGGCGCUAUCGGGGCCGCUGCGAUUCGAUACAGUUUUCCGUCGACAAGCGCAUCUUCAUUGUCGGGUUUGGGCUGUACGGUUCGUCGACCGGGGCCGCCGAUUACGAUGUGAAGAUUGAGCUGAAACGGCUCGGUCGGGUGCUGGCCGAGAACAGUACGAAAUUCUUUUCGGACGGUUCGAGCAACACAUUCCAGGUGUUCUUCGAAACGCCGAUCCAGAUCGAACCGGAAUGUUUCUACACGGCCUCGGUCGUGCUGGACGGGACGGAGCUUAGUUUCUUCGGUCAGGAAGGGAUGAGCGAGGUGAGCGUCGGUACGGUUACGUUCCAGUUUCAGUGUUCGUCCGAAAGUACGAACGGCACCGGCGUACAGGGUGGCCAGAUACCGGAGCUAAUCUUCUACGGUCCGAUGGGUGUGAGUCAGCAGAACAGCAUUCUAUCGGCCAGUGCCAGUAACAAUACGCUCAACAAUAAUCACACGAGCUCGGGAAGCCAUUCACCUGGUAAGGAUAAUAUGGUCAGCAAACAGGCGAGUAACAGUGCCGGCAGUGGCAAUAGCGUUCCAUCGACAACGACAUCAUCAUCCUCUUCCACUUCCGCACAUGGAGGAAGCGGGCUACUGCUAAUGGGAGCAAGCGGGAGUAGCGCAUCCUCGGCAAAUACGAAUGGCGAUCGUUCAAACGCAUCUCCGUACGGGAAUGGGGGCGAUAAUGAUGGUGUGACAGCAGCCAGCACCAACCAAGGGGUUGGUAUGCCAAACUGGCUACAACCAUCCGUUGGUGCGGUGCAACAGUUAUUGGCCAACAAUGGCGAAUCUGCUGAAUGAACUACAUUCUAACAUUCAGUUCCUCUCGCGGCUAAAGCGCGAGAGACAUUUUGCUUUGAAACAAAGAUAAAGAAUUGAAAUAGAAUGUGCAGAUGUAGCAAUGACCGGUGCACAGUCAGAGACACACACACAUACACGAUGGUAGUAAAUCAUCAUUAAAGUUGAACCCCUCACAACGCACAGUCAGCAAACAUUACAAAGCAAUUUCCUUAUGGUAUGCUUUGCUUUAUGUGAGACGAUCUUGGAAAAUUAAUCAUUACAAUUCACCCAUUGAUAGUACGAAAAAGUCUUAUAACAUUUUACUCUGUUUGUAGUAGUGUGGAUAGUCAAGUGUGGAUUUUUACAGGAAAUGAAAACGGUAGGCACACGUGGCGCAGGUGCAUCAAAUUUCUGCAUCGAUUCUACUAGAGCUUUUUUUGCGUAGGUCUUCCGAACUAUAUCUCGUUUGUUUUUUUUAAAUGUUAUCUUUGGCAUAUUUCUAACUCUGUCUUAAUAUCCACUUCUGUAGAUGAAAUUUAUUAGCAUUAAUAUAGUAGGACUACAAUUAGGUUUGCACUCUACGCAGCCCUCUUUCAAUAUUUGCGCGUGAGACGCUGUCUUUAUUUAUGACUGAGCUUUUGUUAGGUUGGAAAGUUUUUCGAUCGCUGAUCAUACAGCUAUUCUGAACGAAAUUUUAUUCCCCGCUUCCUUUUACACUUUUACAAUGGCUAUAUGUAGCGUACAGAUAAUUAGCGUAAGGAAUAGUAUAGUCUGAUCACAAGUAUCGUAACUCUCCGGAUUAGCGGAUUUACAACACAAAGAUGAAGUAGAUCAUAAGUAGAUCGGCUUGUGCCACAGAUCAGUGAGGGCGCGAAUGGAAGGAAGUGCAUCGACACAUGGCGUGUGAACAAAGAAAACGGUUUCCUUUUUAGCGUGUAAGUGAUAGCAAACAGCGAUAGGACUAAGGUGUGACAGAAACAGGAAAGAGCAUUAUAACAGUAACGUCUCAACAAGCAACACACAAUCCCGAGCAAAGUGCUCUUCAUUUGAUAUGGUAAAGGGAUUGAUGGUCCCUAUGCUUCAAAAGAAUGGAAUUUAGGUGAUCGUACAUCGCACAUGGUAAGCCCUUAAAGCAAACACAAACUUUACUAUACAUGUAAGUGAAACACGGAACCCCAAAAACGGACAUACUUUUUCGUUUAAAUUUAGUAUGUUAUCAUUUUCUAUUCCUUCUGUACAAGGCAAAGCCGUAGGUGCAGAAAAUUAAGGCAUACAAGUUAGUUGAAUUGGUUACAUUUGCUCACUUUGUUCGAUCGUUUAGUUUUUCGUGUUAUCAAAAUUAUAUUGAAUCAAACGUUUUUUGUUCGACCGGGUAGAUAAUUUCAGUUCAGUCAGACGGAUGUGCGUAAGUGGAUCGUAGUAAAAUGUUACUGCGAAUGCCUAGUGUCCUUAACUGAUGGCGUGUAGUACAGUGGAGGUGGGAAAAUCUACGAACAUACCAUUAUGGUUUUGUCGCAGACGAUAUUACUGAAAUGCGCGAUAUAUAUAUACAUAAAAAUAUAUUUAAAAAUUGAACCGAGAGACGAAUAAAUUAUAGUAGAUGCAUACUAAAUAA
Messenger RNA from Anopheles funestus (African malaria mosquito), 5048 nucleotides. RefSeq names its product BTB/POZ domain-containing protein 6-B (gene lute). Gene Ontology annotation, cellular component: cytosol. The coding region runs from base 1394 to 3454 and encodes 686 amino acids. The record is from RefSeq and is a predicted model, not a curated record. The transcript is spliced from 5 exons. Gene Ontology annotation, molecular function: protein binding. Lineage: Eukaryota; Metazoa; Arthropoda; Insecta; Diptera; Culicidae. Gene Ontology annotation, biological process: neurogenesis.